Messenger RNA from Morone saxatilis (striped sea-bass), 1977 nucleotides. It is a transcript of the gene cmpk2, whose product is annotated as cytidine monophosphate (UMP-CMP) kinase 2, mitochondrial. The transcript is spliced from 5 exons. NCBI's taxonomy places the organism in Eukaryota, Metazoa, Chordata, Actinopteri, Moronidae. Bases 127 to 1386 code for a protein of 419 amino acids. Gene Ontology annotation, cellular component: mitochondrion; cytoplasm. Gene Ontology annotation, molecular function: dTMP kinase activity. Gene Ontology annotation, biological process: dTTP biosynthetic process; dUDP biosynthetic process; dTDP biosynthetic process. The record is from RefSeq and is a predicted model, not a curated record.
UCAUUAGGUUUCGUUUUCCCCAGUUAGGGGCCAGUUAGUUUCGUUUUCCCGGCAGCGGCCACUUUAUGUAAUGCCGCAGUAAGUAUCAUUAGACUGGAAACUGAUCACAACUGGCUCGGCUAGCAGAUGGCACGGCGCACAAUGUCUCUCCUUCCUCAGUGGUCCACGCGUGUUUUUUCAGUGGAGCUGGACGGCGCAGCGCACUACUUCUCCAUUCAAGAAAGGCACCGGGGAGAGGAAGCGCCGCGGGUGUUCAGCAAAGUCCGAGACCAUGACAGGUGUUACUCUCUCCUCGUCUGCGGCGGCGACAGGGUCGAGCGAGCCAAGUUUUACGCGGAGCUGAAAGAGAAAUUGUUGAGAGACUUGCCUCCGGAGUGUGAUGUGUCUCCCAUGUCCUCAUUUCUGCCAAAUGUCAAGGAUUCUCUCAUCAGGGGGUACUUUCUAAAAGACAAUUCUGAGAGUUCUUCCCCGUCAGAGAGACUUUUGCGAGAUUUAAUACGGCGUGAUCCUGUGCUUGUGUGUUCCUACUUGAGAGGCAAGGACGGCCAGCUGUGUCAGCAUCUGUGGUCUCAUGCAGACAGCCAAACCGUGGAAAUGUCAAAGGGGUACUGUGUGGUGCCUUCACAGCCGCCAGAAUAUCACCCAUCUACUCUCAACAUCAUCAACUCUGAUGUUUUCUACAGCUUUGAAGAUGCCUGUGAAGUCCUGAAAGAGUGUGGUGACAUCAUCCCAGAGGCAACGUCUGUUAUGGAGCUGCUGCCCAGCAGAGCGCCGGCCAGAAGUAAACCAGACUUCCCUGUUAUUGUCAUAGAGGGCCUGGAUGCCACAGGUAAGACCACUCUGACUGAGUCUCUGAGGGAUACUCUGGGGGCCACUCUUCUGCGGUCCCCUCCCCAGUGCCUGUCCCCCCUGAGGGCCUGCUUUGAUCAGGAGCCGCCCCUUAUCCGCAGGGCGUUCUACGCUCUGGGGAACUACAUCACGGCAGAACAAGUAGGCCAGGAGGGCAUGAAGACACCUGUCAUCGUUGACAGAUUCUGGCACAGCACAGCAGCAUAUGCCAUUGCCACAGCAGUGGGCGGUUCAGUGUGCAACCUUCCAGCAGAGGGUUCGGAGGUUUACCGUUGGCCCAGUGACCUGCUCCAGCCCAGCCUGGUGAUCUUACUCACCCUGGAUCCUGAGGAGAGGAAAAGGAGGCUGAGGGACAGAGGUCAAGGAAAGACGGAAGAGGAGCAAGAGCUGGACCACAACCAGCUUUUCAGACUCAAAGUGGAGGAGGCUUACCGGAGGAUCAUUGGCCCAGCUUGCGUCACUGUGGAUGCUAGUCCUUCUGCAGACCAAGUGCUCCAACAAGUGCAGCUUUUAAUUAGGGCCAAAUGCCACUUGUAAGCAGUUCUCCGUCUCCCCUGCUGUCAGCCAAGCAUCAAGUGGAUGCAGUACCUCCUUGCACCACUGGGUGCCAGUAAGGUGUUGUGAAUGCAAUAGUAGGAGGGAUGGUGACCAGAUUGGAGUGUGGAGAAGAGAUUCUAUUCAGAAUGAGUAAAGGUUGAAUAGCCAGGGGCCAGAACUGCAUGCUACAAUCAGAAAUACAUAUUCAUGUAGACACACACGCACACACAGAUUCUGACACACACACACAAGUAUUGUUAAGAAGUGUGCAUUUAACUGCUGUUGUGACCUCUCAGAAAUAGACACAGUGUAGCCUUCAGACAUAGUGUCCCUGCACUUAUUGACAACCACUUGUAUUUGGACAGACACCGAGGAAAUGGAUAGAAACAUUCAUAUAAGCACCAGUCAGUUAUAUUUCAUUUUAGGCACACAAACAUCCACAUUUCUAAAUAUGCAGUAGACCCUCAAGAAUGAAAACAUUGAAAGAAAUGAUAGAAUCCAAUUUACAUUCAAAUAAAACACUUAGUAAUCAUAAUAAUUUGUGAAUAUAUGUUUGUGAAUAUGUUGAAAAUAUGUUUCAAAUUAAAAGAA